AUGAACAAAAGGGGAAACAAUAAUUCACAUAACCAAUGGUCGUUGUAUGUAUCUAAACUUAAAAGCUGUAAAAAGCGCCGAAAAGAAUAUUGUCCAAUAUGCCAGAAGAAGAUUUUAGUACUUCACUAUAAUAAGCACGUAGAGCAAUGUUCAAGAAUUUCCGAAUUACGGGCCAAGAUGUAUAACGAAGACGUGGCAAAUAUGAAUAGAAGUGAUGAAUGUGCAAUAUGCCUGGACAGUAUGGAAUGUGGACAGAGGAUAGCUCGACUAAAGUGCUUAUGUGUAUACCAUAAGGCUUGCAUAGACUUAUGGUUAAACAAGAAUAUAUGGUGCCCGAAUCAUCCACCCCCAUGAUAUUAUGACCAAACUUAUUGAACUAAUAACAAACUACAUGGCAAUGGAAAUGUACCAUUAUAACACUGAACAAUCAAGAAACAUAAAUUUGUUUGUUUGUACCAAUAAUACUUAAUCGAAUCUCAAAAAUAAAAUAAUUAAUAAACCUAUUAAAUAAUUUAAGAUUUAGUUUUAAAAUUGGAAAUUUAAGUUAUGUUUUACAUUAAUAAAACAGUAUAUAUUAUCAAAAAACUAAUA
Metopolophium dirhodum (rose-grain aphid) is the source of this 591-nucleotide messenger RNA. Its product is annotated as E3 ubiquitin-protein ligase ZNRF1-like. The record is from RefSeq and is a predicted model, not a curated record. The coding region runs from base 1 to 354 and encodes 117 amino acids. Lineage: Eukaryota; Metazoa; Arthropoda; Insecta; Hemiptera; Aphididae. The transcript is spliced from 2 exons.